This is a messenger RNA of Paramuricea clavata, 5114 nucleotides long. The record is from the annotation of a GenBank genome assembly. NCBI's taxonomy places the organism in Eukaryota, Metazoa, Cnidaria, Anthozoa, Malacalcyonacea, Plexauridae.
AUGUCUAACGCGGAUAAUUGUGUUCGGUGUAAGAAACCUGUGAGAAAAUGCCAGCAAGGUUGCAAUGUGACAGCUGUGGAAGGACACAUCCCGAAAGACUUCUUUAGGGCAGAUAUUCAUGUGCGCAAAAGAAGACAUCUCAUAUUUGCUUCAAAUGACCAGCUGGCACACCUAUCCCAAGCCAAGCAAUGGUAUGAUGGCACAUUUAAGUUGUGCCAUCAUCCCUUUUCGCAGCUGUUCACAAUAAAUGCAUUUGUUCGUCAAGAUGACAAUGUGAAGCAGGUGCGUACAUAUUUAUUUAAAUCCAAAUUUAUUUAUCCCCUUUAAUGAUUUACAUGAAAAUUAAAUUGCUAUAUAGGUCUAGGAAAACUGAUUCUAAGGAAACUGAUUCUAGGAAACUUUUGUCAAACAUUCACCUACAGUGCGCUUCCAGGAAAACAAAUUGCUAUAUAGGUCUAGGAAAACUGAUUCUAAGGAAACUGAUUCUAGGAAACUCAGUUCCAAGGUGAUAUUGAUAAUAAUAUCACCUUAGAAUCAGUUUACAUAUGGCGACAGUGCCAUUAAUAAAGGGUUGAGUGAAUGUAGUGGGAAUGGGGUUAGCAUAAGUAAAUAAAGUAGGACGUAGCACUGGGAAAAAUGGGAAAUCCAUACUAUGAAAUUUACAAUAGACUUUUCUGGUAAUUACGUGCCAGUGAGAAAAAAACUUGAACUCCAUUCCAUUUAGGUGUGAUUUAAGGUGGACUUACCGGAAAGGUCUAUUGCACUACUAAAUCCAUAGUAUAUUCAUACUAUUUCGACACGGUACAAUUAUUAUGGAUAAUCAAAAUCCAUUCUAUUUCCAAUAAAGGUCCACACAAUUUCCAUUCUAUGGCCUUCUAUGGAUUUAAAAAAAAUUUUCCAGUGUAGUUGUUGCAUAUAGAAGUACUGUAUUAAAGUACUAAAGUUUAAAUUAUAAUGCAUUAUACACUGAGGUUCUGUUGGUGUUUGUCCUUAUGUCUGCUGCAAGAAAUCAGACUACAUUAGCGUCUUAAGAAAAAUGCUUGAGAUUAUCCCAACACAGAGCAUUCAACGAGUCACCGUCGAUUUCGAGCAAGCCCUUUGGCGUGCCUUUCGCAAAGAGAUGCCCAACAUUGAGGUUAAAGGUUGCACAUUCCAUUGGACGCAAGCAGUAUGGAGAAAGGUGCAGCUGCUUGCAGACUGCAUAUACUGAUGACAAAGCAAACAGUUUUGUAAGGAGGCUCAUGGCGCUGCCUUUUCUACCCCAUGAAACCAUCAAGGUGAUGUUUGAAAAGUUGGCUGAAUUAGCAACCACUCCUGCACUUAGUUUUGUAUGUUCAAAACACCUGGAUUGAAAAUGAGAUCUGGUCGCCUAGCACUUGGAGUGUAUUCAUGUUCUCUGUGGGAACAAAUAAUGAUGUAGAGGGUUGGCAUCAUGGUCUUCACCACAGAGCAAAUGGACAGUGUGGACUACCAAUGUAUAUACUGAUCAACUUGUUGCACGAAGAAGCCCACUUGACCUCCACCCGAAUUCGCCUUGUUUCUGAACGAAACUUUAAAAAAAAUUCAACGAAAGAAAUAUCGAUUGGUUCAGGCCAGGCUUUUUCAAUUAUGGGAUGCUUUCAACAACCUGCAGAAAAGCAAUUGCUGAAAGCUGCAAUCUAUUUGAAUCGCCCAACCAUCAGUAGGUUAAGGCAUAAUUAAUUAGGCACGCGAUAAACACAUAAGCAAGAUAGCAGGAAUGAACACAUGCUUAUAUAAUUCUAGUAUUAUUUGUAUCUAUUUAAUCAUCUCUAUAAGCACUGAUAUAAAUUAUUGUAUUAUCUGUAUUUGUAAAUUUGUAUUUAUUUAAAUCAUAAUUAUAAUGAUGAAAAUCAAAAUUGUCAACAUGCUUUAUACACGAGCCCGUGUCACAGUGAUAUGAGUUUCCCCAUCUUUUGUGUAUCCCCAUGCUCACCUCACUAGGGAUAUGUGUAUCCCCAUGCUCACCUCACUAGGGAUAUGUGUAUCCCCAUGCUCACCUCACUAGGGAUAUGUGUAUCCCCAGCAAUAUGGCGGUUGUGUUCUGCAUAUCCCUAAAGAACCACCCUACAUUCCCACAUCACUAACAUUUCGCGGGAAACAACAUUGGCGGGAAACUUCCUUUGCUCACAAUGGAUGCAAUUAAAUAUGGUAAUCUACUGGGAUAUGUGAAAAACCAAGUGUAUCCGUCGAAUUUUACAAAGCAAGAAAAAGCGAUAUUGCGCAGUUUGUGAAAAAAUUUGAAGUUGACACCAAUUCAAACUUGUUUUAUCUUGAUAAAACAAAAGAAGGGACAUUAAAUAUAAGACUUGUCAUUCGAGAAGAUGAUGUCAUUCUGCUCCUGGAAGGGAUAAUAUGAUAAACAAGAUUUGAAAGCGCUAUUACUGGCCAGAUUACUAUAAAGAAACAGUUGAAAUGGUGAGUACAUAGAAACAGCAGCAUUAUUCUUUAUUCAAUAACAAUAAAAACGCCAGUUGGGCUUAAUAAAAGUUCCUGUUAUUGCUCAAUCGAGCUGAAAGCUGCUACAACAACCAAGGUUCAAAAUGUUGACAUAUGUGUAAAUUACUAGCCUAUUAUAGAGCAUUUGUAAUGGUAGUAUGAUUCUACUAAUAUUAUAAAGAUAAAUCAUAAUCAACAUAAAUAUUUAAAAAUUUGCAUGUUUACAAAUAUGAGGGGUCAUGACUGCCAAAAUCCUGUUUCAAAUUCGGAUGUGGUGAACCUAAAUUCUGUUGUUCCAAAUUGUUGUUUUAUUAGAACAGAAUUUAAACGUGCACAACAAAAUUUGCAUCUCCAGGACAGAAUUUAGAAAUACGCAACAUAAUUUUAAACAAAACAAAAUUUAGAACAACGCAAUAGAAUUUGAAACAACAGAACACAAUUUAACUAAACAUUAAAGGAUUUGAAAUAGCACUACAUAAUUUAAAACAUAAUUCAAAACAAUAGAAUAGAAUUCAUGGAAUAUUCUCAAAUUCGAUCUGCAAUCUCAACUUCGGUUCUGCAAUCUCAAAUUCGGUUCUGCAAUCCCAAAUUCGGUUCCAACUUCCAAAUCGCCGGAAGUGCAGGAACUAAUAAACUAAUUUAUGAUAAUUUAUAAACUGAAAGUUGAAAUAAUUUUUGCAACUUACAUAAUACACUUUGCAAUAUUUUUUAUGUUUAACAUGGCAUCCAAUUCAGAACUUAUAGAAGAAGUUAGAAGUUAUAUUGUAGAUAUUGAACAGCAUUUAGCAAGAGGAAACCAGGAUGAUGUCAGUUACGACUAUAUUUUGUUCAGAUUGGAUAUUUGUUCAGAUUGGAUAUAUUCUGUUCAGAUUGGAUAUCAACCUUUUGGUACAAUAUACUUCAGAUAUCAACCUUUUGGUACAAUAUACUUCAGAUGAACAAAACACAGAGAGAAAUGUGUUUGAGAGAGUUAUUACUCUUCUUCGAGAGGUGAAGGACAUACUUUCCCGCGAGAAUUCCGUUUCCAAUGCGUAUUGCGUGGAUAGAAUCUUCACUGGGGUGCAUGGAAGGCCUAGGUGUGACAUCCAGAGAGAACAUUUAGAAUUCCUUGUUGAACAGGGGUUUACCUCUCCUGCUAUUGCUAAUAUACUCGGAGUGAGUUUGCGAACUAUUGAGAGGAGACAACAUGAAUUCGGUAUAAGAUUGAGGUCAGCAUACAAUCAGAUAUCUAAUGAAAAUUUGGGUGGCAUUAUAGAAAAUAUCUUAUGUGAUUUUCCCGAAACUGGAUACAAGAGAAUGACCGGAUUUCUCAAAACAAGGGGGAUAAUCGUUCAACAGAAUCGAAUAUGUGAAGCAAUGAGAAGAGUGAAUCCAGAGGGAACAAUGAUGCGUGCUCUACGAUUACAUGUCUCUCAUAGGAGAAGUUAUGAAGUCCCAUGUCCACUUGCACUUUGGCAUAUAGACGGCAACCAUAAAUUAAUCAGGUAUUAACCCUUGAUAGUAUAACUUUUAUUUAUUGUUUAUUGAAAAUAAUUCAAGAGUUUUGAUUGGUUAAGAGCUGUCGGUGAAAUCGUCAUAUCCGCUCGAUCAUUUUCAGCAGCUUCUUGAGUCCGGAAUAUUUACAAAUAAAUAAUAAAGCAAUUAUUGAAUUUGGUUCUCACAGGAUAUGAGGAGUUAUUAAGGCCUUGGUUUAUGUUAUCUGCCUCAGCCUUCGCAGAUAACACAAACCUCGGCCUUAAUAAUUCCUCAUAUCCUGCUCGACCUCAUUCAAUAAUUGUUUAAAGUACUUACUGUGGUACAUUUAUUACACUCCGGUAAUAUAUAAAAAAAAAAAUUUCCAGAUGGCGUUUUGUUAUCCACGGUGGUAUUGACGGAUAUUCUAGAAUAAUUGUUUACCUCCAAUGCUUAACAAACAAUACAGCAUUAACAGUAUUGAAAUUGUUUGAAGAUGCCGUUCAGAAAUAUGGUCUACCAUCCCGUGUCAGGUCGGAUAAGGGGGGCGAGAACGCUAAAGUUGUAUAUGGUAUAUGUUACAGCAUCCAUUGCAUGGCCCAGACAGAGGAAGUCACAUUGCUGGGCAUAGCGUACACAACCAGAGGAUCAAACGACUAUGGCGCGAUCUAUUUAUGGGAUGUACCUUUGUCUUUUAUAACCAUUUUAUCAAAUGGAGAAUUCUGGAAUACUUGACAGUGCAAAUGAGAUACACAUUUUUACAUUACACUAUGUGUUUCUUCCAAGGAUAGAUCAUAAUCUUAAGAUGUUCCAGGAGGCAUAUAAUGCAGCUGUAUUAAGUACUGAGAGAGGUAAUCCUCCAACGCAGCUCUGGAGAUGUGGACUGUUAGAAGUAACCAAUUCUGAUAGAAGAGUGGCUCAAGAGUUUAGCAAUUUUGAGGUAUAUACAUCUUUUACACAUUAUAUAAUGGAAAUAACUAGAUAAUUAUUAAACAUAUUUUUCUUAUUUUUUAAAGGCUGGUCAUCUAUAUGGCAUCGAUUAUGAUGGACCUCAUCCAAACAAAGAAUUUGAUGGUUCAGAUUCUUAUGAUGAAAUAGCAUCAGUGGUGGUUCCACAAACGGAAGUACCGUUAUCAUACUUGGUUUUAUCAAGAGUUGACCCAAACUGUAAAUCCAGUAAGGGUUUCAGAUGUUUAUGGGGUUGA